This is a messenger RNA of Anopheles funestus (African malaria mosquito), 1322 nucleotides long. It is a transcript of the gene Gr59f, whose product is annotated as putative gustatory receptor 59f. The transcript has 4 exons. NCBI's taxonomy places the organism in Eukaryota, Metazoa, Arthropoda, Insecta, Diptera, Culicidae. Gene Ontology annotation, biological process: sensory perception of taste. Gene Ontology annotation, cellular component: axon; dendrite; neuronal cell body. Bases 62 to 1036 code for a protein of 324 amino acids. The record is from RefSeq and is a predicted model, not a curated record.
GCUUUACAUUUACUAUCCUUAUCUAAUAUACAAGGAUACAUUUCCGAAUGUAAUUCGAGUUAUGUAUCACGUGGAUAGUUGGUUGAGAGUAUUGCUGGUGAUGAUAGCUUUAGUCGGACCCAGGCUAAGUGGAUGUUACUUUCGUGAAACCAUCGACACUCUAGUGCAUGUAAUGCAGCAUUACGAUCAUGCUGGAAAGAUACAGGAUGUACUUGGGGCAAAUGCGAUCACCACCAACCGAUUGCUGCUACUGUACUGCUGCCAUUCGAUGGUUAUCGCUGUAACAAUGUGGAUAUGUACCGAACAGCCAAUCUCAACGCUUUUACUCGCGAACUACCUGGCACCGUACGCGACCAUAACCGUUUAUACCCUCUUGUACCAGACACUACUAUCAUCAAUCUGUUCAAUAGUGAGUUGUUUGAACGACACACUGCUCGAAGUUACAUUGCUAGACAAGAAGCAUUCAGCACGACCCUACGAGAAACACACAACAAUCAGCUACAUAAGCCUUGAUAAUGUUAAACAAUUGGUGAAACACAAUCUGCAGGUGGAUGUUGCUACAAUAGAAAAACUAUCCAUCUUGCAUAUAGCUCUUAUGCAUGUAGUUCGAGACGGUAACAAACAGUUCGGUGUGCUGAUGCUGAUGAUCUUACUUUCGUCAUUCAUUCAAAUCAAUAUGGUGCUCAUCGAACUGUACCAUAACAUAAGCCAUCCCAUGUUGCCGGAGUACAGCUUAUGGAUCUACUUUCUGCACGCCCUAAUUCACUUUACAUUCUUCUUGACAAUCGCCAAAUCGAAUCAUUCGAUCCAACAACAGAAUGAACGCACAAUGCUUCUGUUGCAUGAAUUCAAAUGUUCAUGGAGCAGCGAACAAAAUAUGGUGAUUGAACAUUACAUUUCGCAAAUUUGUAAUCUACAUGAUAUCCAUCAGGCCUGCGGGAUGAUCACUUUGGAUAUGAAACUGAUCUCUAACGUUGUUGCAGCGAUCACAUCGAUCAUGGUUGUUCUGAUACAAUUUUCUGAUACUGGAUUGUAAAACAACUAACAUUAAAUUGAUCAUUAAGUUUGAAUCAUGAAUUAACUGUUCACCGUUUUCUCACUAUUAAAACGAAGUGCAAUUAAAAAGUAGCACAUUUUUUGCUUGCAAGGGUAAGCUAAACAUUAACUUCAAAAUUUUAUUUUGAAUGUGACCAUUGCUUAAAAUUUAUGGGAUGAAGAAUGAUGCCUAGAAAUGAAUCUUUUCAUAAUUUAAAUGACUAAUACAUGUAUGCCCAUGUGUGCCUUAUUUCACACAAUAAACUCAAGCUACUUUAAAACAACAA